Erythranthe guttata (spotted monkey flower) is the source of this 1378-nucleotide messenger RNA. The record is from RefSeq and is a predicted model, not a curated record. Lineage: Eukaryota; Viridiplantae; Streptophyta; Magnoliopsida; Lamiales; Phrymaceae.
AUAUUUGUUAUAUGAUAAAUUUCAGCCUUACUAUUUUUUAUUUAUUUUUUUAAAAAAUGCAUAGGGACGUCGUCUAGGUCAUUCGCUAAGGCGAUUGUAAUGUGGAAGAAAGAAACUAUUUUGAAGAGAGCCAUGGAAGAGAGGAAACAUACAGUUGCUGAUUCUCAUGGACAAUUGUUGAUUGAUGUUGAGUAUGAAGCACUGGUUCCUAAUGAGGAGAAAACAACACUACAAAUCAUAAGGGGCAACCUUAAUUUAAAAAGAAUUUUGGCCCUGGUUCUUCUGUGGACUUGCUUUUUGCUUCUUCAAGUCAUCAAGUAUGGUGCAACAUCUUGUAGCACAUUGUACUGGGUGCUCAACUUGCUACAGUUACCGGCAGCUCUUGCGGUUUUCGGUUACGAAUGCGUAAAACUGUAUAAGGAAAGCAAGAAAAGGAAGAUAGCUAGAAACACAGAACAAAUAUGUGAGGCAUCAAUAGAAUGGACAUGUAAAAAUAUCGCUUUUUGUGCCACUUGCGGCCUCGUUGGCGGCACAGUUGGCGGCUUGUUAGGCUCCGGUGGUGGCUUCAUUCUCGGUCCCCUUCUUCUCGAAAUUGGAGUCAUCCCUCAGGUAGCUAGUGCAACAGCAACAUUUGUGAUGAUGUUCUCCUCAUCUUUAUCAGUUGUGGAAUUUUAUCUCCUCAAGAGAUUCCCAAUACCCUAUGCUUUAUACCUAAUGUUGGUGUCAAUAAUGGCUGGUUUCUGGGGGCAAUUUGUUGUAAGAAAGCUAAUCACAAUACUAAAGAGGGCAUCACUCAUUGUAUUUAUCCUCUCCGCUGUCAUUUUCGCUAGUGCUUUGAUUAUGGGUAUUGAGGGAAUGGAGACAAGCAUGAAGAUGAUAAAGAAUCAUGAAUUCAUGGGGUUCUUGGAUUUUUGCAGCAGCCAAUGAAAAUGGAAGUAGAAUAUGGAAUAUAUAUUAUUUUUUUUUUAUUUUUUUUGAAAACGAAUAUAUAUUAGUUUCGUACUACUGUUUGUUUAAAUUUAUAUACCGUAAUCGUUUUUAGCUGAAUAUAAUAUAUAUUUAUCGGAUGCUAUAUUAAUUUGGUGAAAAAACAUUCUAGAAUUAUGUUGAUUGAGGAAGAGUUUAAGAUCUAACGGUGGAGAUCGAUAUGAAGCAAUUAUAUAUAACAUUUGUGAUUGAAGGAAAAUGAGGAGCUCGCAAGUUAGUUGUAACUAACACUUCAUGCAUGCGAUCGCACGGUUACUCGAUGUUUAUUCUUGAUCAAUAAAAGGGGUUCGUGAAUCGUUGGUGGAUGCAGGCUCAACCUUGAGUCGAACCACAUUACAUCGUUGUACAAUUAGUGGUUUGAUUUCCGAGUUUGAAAUACUCACAAUAGAUC